CUUAUUGUUUCUCAGUACGAGGAAAGAUUUCGCGAAUUAUUCAACAUGAGUGUCCGGUACCAGUUGGGAAUAGGAAUACUGCUAGGCCUUCUUCUGGUGACGUACGUUCAAAGUAACCGGAUCGUAAGUGCAGCCGCAUUACUGCAGGAGUUUGGAACGUACAACGCAAACGACCGAAUAUGUUUCUACAAACAGUUUCUGAAAUCUAGUUCCAGUCCCGUAUUAGUAUCAUUCAGUAAUCCAACCCUGAAAGCAAUCAACUACAUCCGAGUAGAACAAGUACAACAGAACAUCGGUGGAAUAGCGGCUGAAAUUAUCCGGGGUGCCAUCGGAACGUCCACGGUUACGGUCCAGAUUUCCACCAUCAACGGUAAAAGCCAUUUUGUCAGUGACGUUCGAAUUCAGAUGAUGUGUACAGCUUAAUCAACAUCCGAAAAUUCGAAGUGAUUAGUUUCCGUUAUUUCACGAAAAAUCGCGUGGUGUACAAUUACCGAUAGUCAGAAUGGGGUUCAAUGACGAAAUAGUUUUCUGUCUUGGCCUGUUCGUGUUUUAAGUUAUACAGGUUGGAAUCCUGUGGUUCCGGUGACGAAAUGACUGAACGUUGUGCUGAGCAUGAACGUAGUUUUUUAUAAAAAAGAUGGUUGUUUGAUUGUUGACUGAUCAUAAGUUGUUGAUUGUUGAUUCAAUAAAGUUUCCUGAAAUUUA
Messenger RNA from Malaya genurostris, 705 nucleotides. RefSeq lists its product as uncharacterized. The transcript is spliced from 2 exons. Bases 46 to 423 code for a protein of 125 amino acids. The record is from RefSeq and is a predicted model, not a curated record. Lineage: Eukaryota; Metazoa; Arthropoda; Insecta; Diptera; Culicidae.